Molecule: messenger RNA, 2311 nt
Organism: Octodon degus (degu)
Lineage: Eukaryota; Metazoa; Chordata; Mammalia; Rodentia; Octodontidae
Gene: Nck1
Product: NCK adaptor protein 1
Exons: 3
Coding region: 89-1030 (313 amino acids)
Biological process (GO): positive regulation of endoplasmic reticulum stress-induced intrinsic apoptotic signaling pathway; positive regulation of translation in response to endoplasmic reticulum stress; negative regulation of endoplasmic reticulum stress-induced eIF2 alpha phosphorylation
Molecular function (GO): ephrin receptor binding
Source: RefSeq, a predicted model, not a curated record
GUGUUACAGAGCAGACCGGGAAGCUCGCUGGGAAUUAUCCAGCACAGUGUUAACAAACUUAGAAAAGGAACACAACAUUUUAUUCAAAAUGGAUUGGUUAAACGUCUUUAAAGGUUUUUUCAGCAUUGGAAAAGUGAAAAGAAAACCUAGUGUUCCAGAUUCUGCGUCUCCUGCUGAUGACAGUUUUGUUGACCCAGGGGAACGUCUUUAUGACCUCAACAUGCCUGCCUAUGUGAAGUUUAACUACAUGGCUGAGAGAGAGGAUGAAUUAUCAUUGAUAAAAGGAACAAAAGUGAUUGUCAUGGAGAAAUGCAGUGAUGGGUGGUGGCGGGGCAGCUACAAUGGACAAAUUGGAUGGUUCCCUUCAAACUAUGUAACUGAAGAAGGUGACAGUCCUUUGGGUGACCAUGUGGGGUCGCUGUCAGAAAAAUUAGCAGCGGUUGUCAAUAACCUAAAUACUGGGCAAGUGUUGCAUGUGGUACAGGCUCUUUACCCUUUCAGUUCGUCCAAUGAUGAAGAACUUAAUUUUGAGAAAGGCGAUAUAAUGGAUGUUAUUGAAAAGCCAGAAAAUGACCCAGAGUGGUGGAAAUGCAGGAAGAUCAAUGGUAUGGUUGGUCUUGUGCCAAAAAACUAUGUAACCAUUAUGCAGAAUAAUUCAUUAACAUCAGCUUUGGAACCAUCACCUCCACAGUGUGAUUAUGUUAGGCCUUCACUCACUGGAAAGUUUGCUGGCAAUCCUUGGUAUUAUGGCAAAGUUACCAGACAUCAAGCAGAAAUGGCAUUAAAUGAAAGAGGACAUGAAGGAGAUUUUCUCAUCCGUGAUAGUGAGUCUUCGCCAAACGAUUUUUCAGUAUCACUGAAAGCACAAGGGAAAAAUAAGCAUUUUAAAGUCCAACUAAAAGAGACCUUCUACUGCAUUGGGCAGCGUAAAUUCAGCACCAUGGAAGAACUUGUAGAACAUUACAAGAAGGCACCAAUUUUUACAAGUGAACAAGGAGAAAAGUUAUAUCUUGUCAAGCACUUAUCCUGAUACUGCUAAUCAGAAGUGACUGAUACACAGCUUUAUUCCUCAUGUAAUUGAAGACUGAGAAAGUGUUGGUCCAAUCCUGCUUGAUUGGAAAUUGCUGUUUCUAACUCUGUAUGAGAAUUGACUGUUAAUACAUAAGUAUUUUUUAUUAUCAUUCAGCUCAUACAUAUAUACUAUAUGCAAUGCAUCAGCAUAGAACAAGUUACUUAUCUUUGGUCUUCUAUUUCACUAUUGUUUACUGUUUUUCUUUUGGCUUCUAAUAUUAAGGUUUUGUAUUUUGAGAAAAAAAAUCAAAUAAUGCAGAUCAGAAGUCUGUAUGAAAGAAUUUCUUUAUUGCCUUUCCUGUGUUUUCCUUGUAAAGGUCCCUGUUCUGCCAUAGUUCUCGUCAUAUAAAAUUAUAUAUGGCAUAUGCUAAAGUAAAUUUCUUGGAAAUUAUCUUUUCUGUGACUAGCAAUAAUAAAUGGAAAAUUAGAAAUUAUUUUCAGGUUAUUGUAUUUGUCACCACCAAUUGUAAAUACCAAAUUGUUGUGUAUGUUGUUAUUUUUUAAAUGUCUUCAUUGUCUAUGCUGCAAAACAGAUGGAACAUAGGUUAGAAAACAUAUUAUACAAUUUUAAUUUAUAGCUUGAAACGAAUCUCUAAAUUCUUAAACAGAUUUUCUUUGUUGCUUUUUUGCAUCUGGUUAUUUAAGGCAGUCUCUGAGAUACUGAAUUUUUAAAACUGUGAGAAAUAUCUAGUGUUUUUCUCUUUGAGUAUUACCUUACAAAAAUUUCUUGUAUCAGCACGUUAUGUUUAUGUUAUGUGUGAAAAAGUUUUAGGGAGAUAGCCAGUGAGCUAUAUGUAUUUUUUUCUUCCCUAAACAUAUGGGAGGGAGGGAUAGUGGUAUUUUCAAUUUUCAUUUCUACCUUUCAGCUUUUUUUUUUUUUUCCAAGUGCUAGAGAUUGAGCCCAGGCAAAUAUUCUGCCAUGAGCUACAUCCCAUUUAAGUUUUGAGUUUUGUUAAGUAGGACACUAAAAUUGAUGUUUGCCCAAUAGAGAAAUGAAAGAUGUAUAUGAUUAGAUAAAAUGGUAUCAUUUUAAAAAUUUUGUAGUUUUGUUUACUGAGUAGGAGUUUCAGGGUAUGAAUGAGAAAAUACUGUGAAGUAUUGGUUGAGUCUACUUCUGCAGGCCACAGGGAAAAACAAUUGUAUUUUAUGGUCACAGUUUUCAUUAAUUUGGAAAUUUAAAUUUACUCAAACCAGUAUUUUACUUGAAAAUAAUUAUUAAAACCAUGUUGUAAACAAUAGA